UCAGGUAAAAACGUUUGAUGUUUUAUUUGAUGAGUAUGUUGAUUCAGUCAUAAAUAUACAAGACAAAAAUAAGGUAGCUGAGUUAAGUGAAAAUCUUGAGGAUGAGUUCGAUGAGAUAAAAUUUAAUAUUAAUGAUAUCUCAAGAGAAUUAUAG
Messenger RNA from Funneliformis caledonium, 154 nucleotides. Lineage: Eukaryota; Fungi; Glomeromycota; Glomeromycetes; Glomerales; Glomeraceae. The record is from the annotation of a GenBank genome assembly.